CCGAUCUCUGUCGGUGAGACAACACCCAAACGAGCGCUACAUGUCGGUUUGUAGCCAGCUAUAAUUAGCUCUAAAUGGACUGUGUGUGGUUAAACAGUAAGAAAUUCCGUUUUUUGUGUUGAUGAAGAGCGGUUUGAUCAUGAUUUAAAGGACGUCUCUUGCGAUUUUUCCUUAAAAUGAGCACUAAAAAGGAGAGGGAGCAGAAGAGGAAGCUGCAGCACUUUCUGAGUGACUUGGCUUUACUUGGAUCAUUACAGGGUUUUAAGUACUUCCAACCAUGGCUAAGGGGGAAGGAGGAGUUGCUGCUGACUGUCGUCAACGAGGAUCUGGGUUGGCGUUCUCCAGGUUUUCUGGUAUCCAGAGCAUCCUUGAACAGCUCCAGCAGCAGCUGUAGCAGUAGCGGCGUCUCUCCCAGCAGCAGCUCUCCCAGCCUGGACAGUGGCAGCAGCUCCCCCCUACCCGGGGAGCCUCGGGGCACAAUGGACUCCCGGUCUCGCACGCAUACCACGACACAGCCGCAGACACCUAGGGAGCCCAGCAGUGAGGAACAUCUUCUCCCAGCUUCUCCCAGUGAAAGAGAGAUGGCAGUACCAGAGGUGAACUGCACCCUGUUUUUAUUGGCCGGCUACGUCAAGUACGGACGCCCUUACGCCUGGAUCCGCUCCAACCACGAGCGCCUGGUCAACAUCGGCGGCACCGACUCGAUGGUCAGGGACACGCCCAUGAAAUUAAAGUCCAUCACUGACUGGCAGACACGAAGUAUCCGUGUGUGGGAUGUUCUGAGUGAGCUGGUGUCCCUGUGCACUGUUCCUUCUCCCACCAACCCCUUCGCCUUGGACAUGCGUUACAUCAAAAACCUUCCCCUGCCAGAUCGCUUCCUGGUCACUGGAGCUCUUCUCAACUUCCUGGAGACGUAUGUGGUGUACGGGAACCGGGAUGAGCUGCACUAUGACAAAGUGGUGGAGGAGGUGAAACCUCUGAGGCGUCUGCAUGUCCAGUCUCUGUUGGAGUUACAGCGACUCCGAGGACGUUCCACAGCAACAGGCACUUUGAGAUUAAUUCUCCACGAGGGGACAGUUUCUGUAGGAAGCUUGUGAAAAAUAAACACCUGAUCUGGUGUAGAUAGCUCUUUGAGCAACCUCAGUUUGGAGAAAUAGAUUAGUUCUCACUGGAUUGAUGGGCUAAUGGCUAGUCUAAGCAGAGCCAAAAUCAAAGUGGCAUGGUACACUGAAUAAACCUUCUGCUGGCAUCAUGUUAAGUCCAGGGGCGACCCCAGAAAAUUUUGAUAAGGGUGGCCAGAUGGGUCCAAAGACAACAUUGGGGUGGAACACCAAAUAGGUCCUUGUGGUAACUCUGGGAGAGUUUAGCCUGUGGCGAUGCAUCACGUUGCUCUUUUUAUUUAAAACAAUAAAAAUAAAAAAUGUAUCCAAACCCUUAAGUGAAAUUUGAGAAACAAACAUUUCUGACGAAUACAUUUAGGUUAUUUGAAAUUUUAUUUUUUUUGUUUAAUUCGCCUGCUGCUGUCUUCACAAAAAACUAUUGAGCUCUAAACUUUUUUCCAAUGAUGAGCAAGCAGAAACACAUGUUGGAAGUAUUAGAGCUAGCUGCUACCACCAUUAUUUAUUCUUGCAAACAUCCAAAGCAAAUUUCGGCAGUGUCCAAAUCCAGGGACCGUAUCCUUCCGAGUGCACAUUUCAAGGCUGAUAACUUCACAGCAAAGCAACGAGGCUGUCCAGAUUUGAAGAUGCUCGAAAUGCGUUCUUGUUUUCCCCAAAUCUGGACGACUAUUUGUUUGCAUAUUUGGCUAAACCAUCCAAAUUUACUGCUGCUCACUUCCUGUUUUAGCAGUGGGAGGAUCCAACCCAUGUGGACCGGUUAGGACAAGUACUCACAAGAAUGCUAGCCCAUGAUUAGGUCAAAGCUCUAGUGAUGUGUCGGUUGCGAACGAACCGGCUCUAAGAGCCGACUCUUUGAAGUGAACGUGAAGUGAGAAAAUGAGCGCCAGCAGUCGGAAAGUGGAUAUUUUUUUAAAGUGUUCAGUUAAUAAAUCCAUAGAAAAUUUUGAUAUAUUGCAUUUUUUUACAUCAGUAAAUCAUUUUACAUAUAGUUUCAUUAUUUUGGUUAUAAAUGUACUCUACGCAACAAAAAAAUCUAAGGAGCCACUUGGGAGCCUCUUUUUGGUGAGCUGAGCCAAAAGAACAGACUCUGUAAAAAGAGCCGGAAUUCCCAUCACUACAAAGCUCCCAAAAAUAAGUUUUAAAGAUGGCUGAAAUCAAGUUUGAUCAGAGUAGUCGUUAGCUUUUAAAUCGCAGAACAAAUCUCCAUUUCUUCAAACUGAGGCUGUUCAAAGACCCAUCAAAAGUUCUUUCCGCAGAAUUCCACUUCCAAAUAUCUCAACUAUUCAAAUGUGAUUUAAUUUACUUUAAAUGUGUAAAAUAAGUUCUUUAUAAUUUAAGAAAACUAUACUGAACUUGAGUUUAAGUCUAAACUCAGCUGGUUGUGGUUGCAGCAGCCAGACUGAGCUGUAGCUUUAGUCUGAAGACGCUCACGUGAAGUCUGCUGAAAUGUGAGGGCAACACUACGGAGUCGUGCGAUAGCUCCAAACUCCCAGGACCUGACGGGCCGCCCCCUCGCCCUUCAACCACCCCACAAGACCGUUCACCAGGCCACAUAUAAACUUUUAAAGUUGAACUUGGAAACAGAACCACACAUCAGGGUUCACAGUGCAGAAGUUAAAUAUUUGUCUUGCUCAAAAUAACCAGUUUGCACUCAUUGUAUAAAAGUUUUAAUAUCUCGUAAAAUACACAUUUAGAUAAAUAUGUACAGACAAAAACAGAACACUGAUAAAAAUGCAUCCUACAGCAGGCAUAUAACCCCUUCUCUAGAAAAAAGUUGGGCGUUUUGCGAGAUACGGAUUGUAAAAAAACAAUUUACUAAAUAACGUGGUGCAUCUCAAUAAAAAAACUUUCAGUUAAAAAAAAAAGGCAAAGUUUGUAGCUUAAAUAUUGUCAGAAAACAAAAAGGAGACGUUUGCAGCCUCGGAGUGUGGCACUAAUCCUCCAACACUUGUAAACCCUGCAGAAAUCCCCAUCAUGAGGGCUCGUUAUGCAACGCGCCACAUAUUGGCCAACAGUCAGGUUAAAAAAUGACUAAUUUUGGAGUUUCAGGACAAAGCUGCUCAAACUGGAAUGUUGUGGCUGGACACAAAAGAGAUUUCAAGGCUUUUGGGAAGAUUCCUGGUCUCAGAUUUCCCCGGCGUGGAAUGCAGGUGCACAUCCGUGCAUUCCUCACAGAGAUGCCACAUGGGAGCACAAUGUGCCCACUGUUCACAGGAGCCACGGUAGCUUGUGCACGUCAAUGCAAAUAACUCAUGACUGUUGUUGUUUGUGCAGGAGGGGAUUUAAUAAAAGGUGGUAGAGGU
This is a messenger RNA of Nothobranchius furzeri (turquoise killifish), 3421 nucleotides long. RefSeq lists its product as uncharacterized. The record is from RefSeq and is a predicted model, not a curated record. NCBI's taxonomy places the organism in Eukaryota, Metazoa, Chordata, Actinopteri, Cyprinodontiformes, Nothobranchiidae.